Nematostella vectensis (starlet sea anemone) is the source of this 5127-nucleotide messenger RNA. RefSeq names its product sorting nexin-29. The record is from RefSeq and is a predicted model, not a curated record. Gene Ontology annotation, molecular function: phosphatidylinositol binding. The transcript has 25 exons. Lineage: Eukaryota; Metazoa; Cnidaria; Anthozoa; Actiniaria; Edwardsiidae. Bases 16 to 3078 code for a protein of 1020 amino acids.
UACGAUCAACAUAGCAUGUCGGAAAACCGACGAUUCCUUAGAGCCCAGUCUUCCUCGGAUAGAUGGAACUCAAAACAUAUCAAUGAUGUCGAAAAAGAAAGUAAAGAGAAUCGGUUUUUUGCCUAUAUUCAGCAAAGCGAUGCCCAUUGCACGAUGUUCCUGACUUCUCCUGAAAGGGAUAAAAUGAACGCCUCGUCAGCCUCUGAUGGUGAUAGACAGAACCUUCUCGAACGAUUACUUGAUGCCGUUAAACAGUGUCAAGUCCGAUUUGGUGGAAAGACUGAACUGGCGACAGAUGGUGAUAGCAGAGUGACCUGCCUCUUGGCACAGCUAGAAAAUAUUUUACAGCAUGGCAUGAAAAAACCUAAGGGCACGGCAAGAGCAUUCAGGCAAGUUAGCCAAGUUGCUGGACUUAUGAAGCAAGAUGUGGAGCCUGUAUUUUGGAAUUUUAUUGUGGAACAUCUUGGUAAAAUGGAGAAGGAGCGAUUCACAAAACUCCAAAACAUCACUACCGAUGCUGGUCGAGGGAGAGCUUGGUUAAGAUCAACAUUGAAUGAACACACUCUUGAGAAGACCUUUCAUACUCUCAUCGGAGAUCCAGACCUGCUUAGUAAUUAUUACGAUCAUCAUGCAUUCUUGAGGGAUACUGAGAGGGCCAGUAUGCUCCCAAUGAUGGCGGCAGGACUGAGUUCCAUUCUUUUUGCUCUUGGAAUUGACAAAGAGGACCUAAAUGCUGUAAAACCGGCCCCACAUGUGGUGCAGACGUCAAAAGAAGUAUUCGCCAACAUCUUAUCGUCCUUUCCAAACACCAACAAACCAAAAACGGACCAUACUCCUGCCCCGGUGUACUCUGGGAAUGUCUCAGACGUUGAUAAAAAGACCGACAAGAAAAAGAAGAAGCCCCGUAAAAAAGUCGUCGCCGCCAUUGCAUCUAUCGAAGAGGGCGAGGGAUCGGUAGAAAACUUGAAUGAAACUGGUUGCAGUGACUUUGUCUUCUCCAAAGGUGUACCGCUGACCGACGCUUACCGUGCACCGCCGUCUUCCUCAAAAUCAAAAGGCCAUACUAGGUCGUCGUCUUACCCGGGUAAAAUCACCACAGGAAUAUCGCACGAUAGUACUGCGACAAGUUUACCUAAAGCGCCGUUUUUGGAGCAAUUUUCAGAGAGUGGUGAGUUUUCCCGCCAGAUUUCACUUUCUGAUACUUCCCUUAGUAAGGAUACUGUCAACUGGUCGAACGAUGGGAAUUCCGACGGCGAUUUCAAAGUUGGGAAAACAACUUUCUAUACAGGCCAGGCUGUUAAUACAGUCGAAGAAAUGGGUGAAUACGAAAGUGGAGAGAGCACUCCGAAUUUCAGGUUUGGGUUUCCAAUUAUCAAUGAUGCCACUCUCACGAACACGGUUUCUUUCGAUGAUGAUCCAAAUGAAUUUUCACGCAGACAGAAUGCAAGCGGUUCAAGAGAAAAUGAACAAGAACAAGAACAAGGUUCUAGUAGCUCAAAUUUUAGUAAGACUUUUAAAUAUAAUCCUGGUCUAUCUUCCGAAACAUCGGGAGUUAAUGAACAUGGCAGCGAGUGGACUGGGUAUAGUGUAGACGAGCUUGAAGACCAGGAAAUGGAUGUCGACUCGUUAGACCGGAAGUUUGAUCCACGAGCUGAUUCGUUUACGGUAAUAGGAAGCGGGGAGUCCCUGACGCCAGUGAAAUCAAAGGGGUCUAGCGUUGCUCGGUCGCGGACGGGAGAGCCUGUUGAUAGGGAUGUAUCUUCUCCUUAUAAGGAAGAUGGCGAAAGCUCGCGGGAUAAUAUAUCGAUGUCAAGCAAUUCCUGGAUUGACGAGGAAGAAUGUCCAGAGCAACGCAACAACGAUUUUCUUAUAAAGGGUCGUUCCAAUUCUCUCACGGCCGCCACUGAAGCCGCCGUCGCUGCUUUGGAAAUAUGCGCGCAUGCGCAGAGUGACCAAGUGUCAAGUAUGACGCGUACCCUAGGUGAUGGUAGUGCUAACACAAAUGAGGAGUCUGGAAGGAGUCGCCAUGACAGCAUGACUACAAGUGAGCUGAAACAAGCGAUCGUGUCGAUGAUGCUGCGAAAAGACGAGAUCGAAGAGCAAAACAGAACUCUUCGCCAGCUGAUGGAGGAAAAGCGUCGGGAGAUUGAGGGGCUACGAGCUGAGGCAAACCAGCUUCGACACGAGUCAAAGACAAGAGAAGAACGAGAAUCAUCAACGAUAGCAGCGUUAACCAGGGAAAACGAGGUCUUGAAGCAUCAAUUGAAGAAGUAUGUUAGCGCCGUACAGCUGCUGAGAAGUGACAUGGCAGAAACUCAGUUUAAUGACGCGGCAGCCACACUUGGAAUCAGGCAGGACGAGACAAUUCCAAAACUUCCCGAGAAGUCCGCCGUGGAUGACACUGCGAGGGAAGAGGCGAACGAGUACAAGAAAAAGCUCAUACAGGUCGCUGAGAUGCACGGAGAACUGAUGGAGUUUAACCAACGAGUGCAGAAACAAACUGCUUAUUGGCAGCACCAGACACGCCGCAUGCGCGAAGAACUCAUCAACCUCAGAGGACCGCUCCCCGAGGACUGUUGCAGUGCGGAUGUCGACGCUAACUUAGAGGACUUUGAUCCCGCUAUCGUCGCCGCUAACUCACGACCUCUCAUAAGCGUCUGGAUUCCAUCGGUUUUCAUGAGGGGGAAGGGGUCAUCCGGGGUACACCUGUACCAGGUUUACAUUCGAAUCAAAGAUGAUGAGUGGAACGUCUACCGUCGCUAUUCACAGUUUCACGAUCUUCACAAAAAGCUCUGCAAGAAGCGCUCUGUUGUGGGUAGUUUCAAAUUCCCUCCAAAGAAAACUUUGGGGAACAAGGGAACCAAAUUCGUUGAAGAAAGACGAAAACAUUUGCAAGACUACAUAAGACGAAUUGUAAACUUGUUGACCACAACUGACGAGGAACUUAGUGCAAAUACUAACAAAGCCAUUCUGCUAAAGAUCGUGCCUUUCUUUGGGGAUCCCUACCCGCCAGACAGGGACAUGAGUGAAAUGGCACCAAAACGUAAACGAGGCUCGGAUCCUUACAAUGGGCUUUAGACACAGGGAGCCCAGGCAAGUGGCCUUGAAUCGUUCGUAAUCACCCUUAUAGUGUGUUAUGCGUUACUGUGGCCACCAAGACAAAGUUAACCAUGCGACGCACGCUACCGUGGCCACUAAGACACAGUUUACCAUGCGACGCGCGCUACCGUGGACACUAAGACAAAGUUUACCAUGCGACGCGCGCUACCGUGGCCACUAAGACAAAGUUUACCAUGCGACGCACGCUACCGUGGCCACUAAGACAAAGUUUACCAUGCGACGCGCGCUACCGUGGACACUAAGACAAAGUUUACCAUGCGACGCGCGCUACCGUGGCCACUAAGACAAAGUUUACCAUGCGACGCACGCUACCGUGGCCACUAAGACAAAGUUUACCAUGCGACGCGCGCUACCGUGGACACUAAGACAAAGUUUACCAUGCGACGCGCGCUACCGUGGCCACUAAGACAAAGUUUACCAUGCGACGCGCGCAACUGUGGCCACCAAGAAAAGAUUUUGUGUUUGCCAAUUGUGAUGUUCACUGUUGUGAUUGAUACGAGCUAGAAAGAUUCAAUCGUGUUCUGAUGUGCACUUAAAGAAGGCCAAUCACGCAGCCGUUUUAUGCUCCCGCUGAAUGCCGAGUCACAAAAAGCACCUUUUGCAACGGUUAAUUCAAGAGGGUAACCAGGAUAUUUACAAUCAAAUAUCGUCAAAAAUGUAUCAGACUUUAUUCGUAGAUUGCUAUUUAGAAGUUUCCUGCGAGUAAACCAUUUUUAAUGGUAAACAAUAACAAAGGAGUGGUUGAUCGACAUUUUGUUAGCUUUUUAUUACCACACUGCUUGGCGAGUGACGUUUAUGCCAAUCAGAUGGCACAACUCAGGCAUCUUUAUUGACCUGCUGUAUAAAACUUUUAAUAUUAAAGCUACACGCAUUUUAUUUUAUAGCUUUCCUCUGAAAUAGAUUCGUUUGGACUACCAGAACGGUUAUGUAUACCUCCAUAUUUUAAGAAUCAAUCAGAUUAAGUCUUCUUGCGAUGCCUUUGUGCAUCUAAUUCAAUCUAGCUUUUUAUUCCAUUUUUGAAAUCGUGCUUAGCUUUUUCAUAUUUUUUUUACAUCCUCAUGAGUUUCUUAUAAUAAUAUAUACAAAAUGAAGUGUUUUUAUCCAAAUCAAAAUUUUUAUUAUAAAAAUUAUUACAAUAGAACCUGAAAAUAGAGUGGUUUUCAAAAUCCCGUGCAACAAAAUGUAAUUGGAAAUUUGUAAUAGUCAAGCCAGAAUAAAAGAGAACAAAGACAUUACAGUGUAUAAGUACUAAAAUAAACUAAAUAGUAUUUCACGGGUUUUUGAAAACCACUCAGUGGGUCAUAUUUCCCCCCAAGCUCCCUUGCAGUCCUAGUGACCUCACGACAGUUCAUCUACAGCAACAAUAGAAUAGAACAGGGGCUCAUAAGUAGGGGCAAUCACUUGUAUUAUACAAGUGUCACGGCGUUUCCUAGGAUCAGGCUAUUUUUAGACGCACGCUCACGAACGGGCCAAUCAGAUACGCUGGCGUUGGUCGCGCGCGCGAGUGACGUGAGGCUGCAGGCGAAAAUUUGAGUUAGGAAGAAUAUUUUUUAUCCGUCAUCCGUCGGUUUUGUUUGGUCAACAAAAGAAUUGCAAGCCAGAAUUAAAUUCGUAGGCAAGGUUGGAUUCAUAUUGAAGAAGAGAGCAACGAAAGUCAAAGUACCGAAGAGAUAACAUAGCUUUUUGUCUUAGACUGCGCGUGCAGUUGAGCUCAGCCAAAACGUCAGCACAAAGGUCGCAUCUGAUUGGCUUACUCGCGCGUCUUAAAAUAACCUGAUCCUAGGAAACGCCGUGACACAUAUAAUACGAAAAUGUGGGAAAGUUGAUUGCCCCUACUUAUGAGCCCCUGAAUAGAACUAUUAGAUAUUGAUCAAAUGUUAGUUCUAGUUACCAUAUCACAUCGAUAGCACUACUUUUUUCAAGGUCUUCCAUGCAUGACAGAAAACUUCCAAUUACAAUAUUUUAGAUUGUUGCAUGGAAUUUUUGAAAUAAACUUACUCAAAAUUG